AUGGGCAGCUAUCUGGGCACGCCGGGGUCCUCGGCAUCCCCAGCCCCGGGGCCCGCAGACGGGCGGGAGAGGCCCGCACCCCGCCGGCCCCUGUGCCAGGUGCACCGGGUGCAGCGCGUCCGCCGUGCCCAGCCCGCCCGAAGGCACCGGCCAGCCCCGAGGCCGCCCAGCUGGGACCCCGCCAACCCCACCGCCCUAGUCAGCGAGGCCUGGAGGCGCUUUCCCAUGCCCAGGCCGCAGAACGCCAUCAUGGGGUCUCUUCCUUCCGACUGGUGGGAAAGUUACCUCAAACGGAACAUCUGGUCCCUUCGGCACCCCAGGGCUACGUGGAGCCCUGUGACCGUCAAGAUCUCGCCUCCCGAGCAGAAGGCGUGCCCGGGGCUCUUCACAGACAGGGCGGUGAACCCUGCGGGGCCGUUGGAGGACCCACCCGGGCAGUGUGCAAAGGACCCAGUGCUGAUGGCCCUCCAGGAGCACAGGAGGGUGACAGCGAGGUGGGAAGAGCCUCUGUUCCGCCACAGCUCCAACAGGAGGAGGAGCCCGGCAAGCCCGCCUUCCUCCUUCAAGCCCCCGGUGAAAGGUGGGGCCACCGUCGCUUUUGUGGCCAGGCCUGGGCCUCUGAAAAGGACCCUCCACUCCAGGACCUCAGACCCGAAGUCAAAGAGGUCUCAUUGCUCGGUCCUGGCCAGCAUUUGCUCGCGAGGCCCCUUCAGCACCCAAAGGAACGCAAUCAGCAGCACUUACAGCUCUUCCGGAGAUGUCACACAGUCUUGGAAGUUUUCCAAGGCUUCGGUCCAGAUGCCCGAGUGGCCCUUGAAAAAGGCAGGGAAAAGUCCUCAUUCUCACCCCUUGGACGCACCCAGCAACUCUGGGCACCCAAGCCAGCAGAUUCCACCCCUGCAGUCUGGUCCUGAGGACCUGUUGACCGGACCUGGCCAACGAGAUUGUACUGUCACUGAGGAGGACCUGACCUCACAGACACAAGCCAGGCAGAGUAACCAAACUAAGGAGGAUCCACCUGGGACCAGCACGGGUCCCAAACCUGAGACCGGAACUGCGUUUCAGUUUCUCUCCUCUCUCAAUCCCAUUUCUUCUGGGACAGCAUCCAGUACUGUCAUGAAUCCUCAGCUGGAAAAGUUAAGGAACAAGUGGGCCUCACCUGGGUGCUGGAAGUCAGACCCGGUUCAGGGCAUCUCUUCAGACUCAAAGCCCACAGCAGCUUUCAUCCAGCUGUCUCCAAGCUCUCCCAUACUACCAGACACUGGUCCAGCCUGGCCACCUUCAAUCCCUCAGCCUCACAGGUCUGCCAUGCCCCCACCCUUGUCUGUGGUCAUCCCCACAGCACCCAUCACAGAAAACACUCUGCUUGGGGUGAUGAGUGGCCCAAGUCUCCAUCUUCCUGUAUCUGUACCUCCGGCCCAGACUUCUGCUCAUCCAGUGUUCAAAUCUAUUUGGGGACCCCUGCACACUAGCGAGGUUGGGGGCUCCUUAUAUUCCAGAAUUUCUGUCACAGUUGCAACUUCAAGUUCUCCCAUCCCUAAAACUCCAAGUGUCUUAACGCCCACCUCCAAGCCUAUUUUUGGCAGUGUAAAACCACUCAAUACCAUGCUGGUGGCAGCGCCUGUGUCCUCCAGGCAGCCCUCUCCUGCACCCACGUCUGCUUCUUCCCAACAUGCCCAUGGCCUGGCCACAGCACCCUAUGUGGACACAUCUGCCAGCCUAGCCAGCAUAUCCAAAGACCCUGCUUCAGACUUGAGUGUGGUGAAGAUGGCCAGCACCAUAGGUAACACCCACUCUGUUCCCCCUUCUUGCCACACCUUUCUGCUUGGGACUACCCAGGGCUUCUCCCCAGUCACCAACUUCACUUCCCCAUGCCAGCAUCCUACAAGUCCAACUAUGCACACAGUCACUCUCUUUAGCCAGGUUCUUACUAAUGCAAUCCAGAUAUCCCCACUCAGAAGCACUGCUAAACUGAAGGGUAUGGGCAGCCCUCUGUCAAGCUCAGGCUUGGCACCCACAAACCAGCCUAUAUUGACACCUAGCAUCUCCAACAUGACCUUGGCACUCACAACCUCUUUGGGGUCAAGCUCAAAGUCCCCUUUCCCAGUAUUUUUAGGAAGUAUUUCCCAGCCUGCACUUGGGGCUACAGAUGGGCAGAAGCAAUGGUCUCUCCAACCAGCUCUUGCUCCAAGGAUCAGAAAGUCUUUCCUUUCAGAGAACUCAGUCUCAUCCCCAACCCAGAUGGCAGCUCCUGCUCAGCUAGUCCUCAGCAAGACCACACAGUCAGCCCCUGGAGGGUUGAUAUCCUCAGCCUCUACCAUCCACUCCCCUGCCAGCAACCAGUCAAGCUUUGUCAGGACUCCAACUGGCUUUCCAUUGAGUGAUGCUAGUUCAACCAGCCUCGGAGCCAUCAGGAAGCCCAUCCAGUGUGGUGCUUGUGGCUCAGUAUUUGGUAGCACAGCCCCACGACCUUUUGCUUUUGGGGGUUUAGUGACUCCUAUGGACUGUGGGGAGCCUGGGGUCAUUUUGGCUGCCCCACAAGUGAGCACCUCUAGAAGAGGGCAGAGCGGGACCCCCAGCACCCUGGCCCCCUUUGCACAAAGUUGGAGCCAGAGCACACCUUUGGCCAACAUUACUGCAAGAAAGACCAUGUCUGGCCCCCCUUCCACGGUCCCUUUUGCUCAGAACACCCCCAUUCCUGGAGCAGCCAAGGCAGGUGGCAGUCUCAUCAUUGGGACGCCCUCUCCAACUGCUCCCAGCUCUGCAGGGGAAGACCCUUUCAGAUCAUGGGCCCCUUCAUUCUGCAUCGGAGCAAAAUCAAAAUCCCCCAGAAGUCGGGAGGCAAGGCGCUCUUGA
Nannospalax galili (Upper Galilee mountains blind mole rat) is the source of this 2856-nucleotide messenger RNA. RefSeq names its product POM121 transmembrane nucleoporin like 2 (gene Pom121l2). Gene Ontology annotation, cellular component: nuclear pore. Gene Ontology annotation, biological process: RNA export from nucleus; protein import into nucleus. The transcript has a single exon. NCBI's taxonomy places the organism in Eukaryota, Metazoa, Chordata, Mammalia, Rodentia, Spalacidae. The record is from RefSeq and is a predicted model, not a curated record. Gene Ontology annotation, molecular function: structural constituent of nuclear pore. Bases 1 to 2856 code for a protein of 951 amino acids.